AAGCUUUAAACUCUCGUCCGAAUGCAAACCCCUUACUCAAUCAUAUAUCUGUUCGUUCCCUUUAAAUAACAGAGACGGAGAUUCGAACCCUAAAUUCCGACUUUACCAUAUCUCACCUAAAACUCAAUUAACUCUCGAGUCUCCAUAGUUUCUAUUCCACGAUGAUGCUCAGAAUCCGCAGCCGCGACGGCCUCGAACGGAUCCAAAUUGACGGCCCUCAUUUGUCGAUCUCCCAGUUAAAAACCCUUAUGGAAUCCCAACUCCAAAUCCCUAUCCAAAACCAAACACUUUCCAUCGAUCAAAAUCUGCUUUUAGCUAAAACUCCCGCCGAUCUCCUUCGAUUCUCCGACAUGGCCGACCCUUCCACCCCGCUCUCCGCCCUGAAGCUUUCUCACGGUUCCAUUGUAUUCUUGUACUACCACGGAGAACGCACCGUUCCCGGCCGUACCGCCGUGAUUCCCGCCGGUUCAUUCGGCCGUAAAAUGACAAUUGAUGACCUGAUCGCUAAACAGACCAGGAUCACCCGCCAGGAAUCCCCUCACUGUGACUCUGUUUCUUUUGACCGCGAUUCGGCUAACGCUUUCCAGCGGUACGUCAACGAAACACUAGCGUUUGCUAUCAAACGCGGAGGGUUCAUGUACGGUACAGUCUCGGAAGAAGGUAAAGUGGAAGUUGAUUUCAUUUACGAGCCGCCUCAACAAGGAUUGGAAGAUGAUUUGGUUCUUUUAAGGGAUCCCGAAGAAGAAAAACUGGUUGAUGCUAUUGCGGCAGGGUUAGGGAGGAAGAGAGUGGGGUUUAUUUUUACCCAGACAAUAAUGCAAAGCAAAAUGGACUACACUUUUUCGAACAAGGAGAUUCUACAGUCGGCUGAGCUUCACGCGGAGAGUGAGCAGAAAGAGUGGGUGACUGUUGUGGUGAAGCUGGAAGCCAGUGAAGAUGGGAUUGCGGAUGUGCACUUUGAGGCUUUUCAAAUGAGUGAUAUGUGUGUUAAGUUAUUUAAAGAUGGGUGGUUUGUUACAGAGUUUGGAGAAAAUGAUGAUCCAAAGCUUUCGAAGAUGGAGAAAGAUGUUGUCGUUGGUGGGAAGGAUGUUAAGGAGGUUGAUAAUGAUUUCUUCUUGGUCGUUGUUAAGAUUUUCGAUCAUCGGGGACCUCUUUCUUCAAGCUUUCCCAUUGAGAACCGAAACAAUCUUGUGACGAUGAAGGCCCUAAAGAGCCAUCUAGAGAGAGCAAAGAGUCUUCCAUUUGUGAAGAGAAUUUCAGAUUUUCAUUUGCUGCUAUUUCUAGCCAAGUCCCAUGACCUUGGUUCUGAUGUUCCAGCACUGGCAGAGUGUGUGGGGACACAGACGGCUGUGCCAGAAGGUUAUCAGCUCCUAAUUGAAUCCAUGGCCGACACAUCUUGAUGGCACUUAGCAUAAACUUCUAUGAUUUCUGUAUAUUUAUGACUGUAACAAUUACUUUAUGUGAUUGUUUACUAGGCUCUUCACAAAAUCUCAUGUGAUUUCAAAUUCCUCCCGCGGAAGAGGGUCUCUAUUCUGUGGAAGGUAUAAUAAGUCAUUGUAGUUUAGUUGCAUAAACUUGCAAUCUCGGUUGGUUUAGAGAUAUGGCUAGUGCUAGUGUUUAAUAA
Molecule: messenger RNA, 1624 nt
Organism: Hibiscus syriacus
Lineage: Eukaryota; Viridiplantae; Streptophyta; Magnoliopsida; Malvales; Malvaceae
Product: NPL4-like protein 1
Exons: 2
Coding region: 162-1400 (412 amino acids)
Biological process (GO): ubiquitin-dependent protein catabolic process
Cellular component (GO): nucleus
Molecular function (GO): ubiquitin protein ligase binding; ubiquitin binding
Source: RefSeq, a predicted model, not a curated record